AUAAAAGCUCAUUAAGUUCUCUAAAACUGAUCUGCAAGAGAAAUAUUAGUGACAUCUUUGUAUUUGUUCCAGCAUGUCAGUUGAUGCUGAGUAAGUUUUGACAGCAUUAUCAGAUGAAGUUUUGCUGAUGACCUAUGUUUGAAUUGAUGACAUUUAGGAAACCUGAUAGGUGUAGAGUAAUCCACCUUCAUGUGUUAGGUCACGCAUUGAAAUAAUCACAAACAAAUAUAAAUAGUACACUUUCUUAGUACUGAACACCACAAUGCAGGUUUAUGUCAUUAAUCUGUCAAACAAACUGCAUAUUUUGUCCUCUGGAUUACUAUAAAUGCUGUAUGUGCAUAUGUGUGCGUGUGAGCCUAAACUACUUUGUUAUGGAAACAUUGAAGUAGGAGAUAAGAACAUCCUGACUUGUGAAAUAGAGCAGUGGGCGUGAUUUUGGUUUUCCGCUGAGUUUGACCAUCGGAUGAAGAGAAUAUAAGGUGAGAUGUGGUCAUUUGCACACAACUCCAGUCAAAACGUAUUUCAUUGACUCAGACACUUACCAAACCCACUCCCAAAAUCAUGGAAUCUGCCAUUAACGUGCUCGUCUCCCAGUUCAAGACUUACGCAGCGAAAGAUGGCUCUGCGAACACUCUGAGCAAAGAAGAGUUUCAGAGCCUGGUCACUUCCCAGCUACCAAACUUUGUAAAGAACCUUAAAACCAACUCAAAAUGGUUCUUAAUAAGAAGAGGCGUGUCUGCUGACUCUCAGAAUGCCUCUGACCCAGCCACCAUUGAUCAGCUCAUGAAGUCAUUGGACGAGAAUAACGACGGAGAGCUGACGUUCCUGGAGUUCUGGAAACUGAUUGGCAGCGUGGCGAACCAACAUGGCGGCUUUAGCCAAUAAAGAAACCUGAAGUAUUAGUCUACUUGAAGAAAAUCACUUUAAUUUUACCUUGUGACUUUCUUAUGUGAUUAUAACAUUCUGCAAAUAACUAUUGUCCAAAGCAGGUGAAGGCAAAUAAAAGAAAGAGUUGUUUUAUUCUUUA
Carassius auratus (goldfish) is the source of this 1027-nucleotide messenger RNA. RefSeq names its product S100 calcium binding protein A11 (gene s100a11). Gene Ontology annotation, cellular component: perinuclear region of cytoplasm. The transcript has 4 exons. The coding region runs from base 562 to 885 and encodes 107 amino acids. Gene Ontology annotation, molecular function: calcium-dependent protein binding; calcium ion binding; transition metal ion binding. The record is from RefSeq and is a predicted model, not a curated record. NCBI's taxonomy places the organism in Eukaryota, Metazoa, Chordata, Actinopteri, Cypriniformes, Cyprinidae.